UCUGGAAGACGAUUCAGCGCGAGACAAUCCGGUUCGCCCGGAGGGCUGGGUUGGCUUGCUGAUGGCAAAUUCCUUCGUGCUUGCUGGGCGGUGUAUAUGAUGUGUGCCGAAUACAGGGCCUCUGGUUCUUUGGUUUUUUCUUUUUCCCCAUGGCGGCCAAGCGGUGGGCUCUCAGUGCAAGACCUGCUGUUCACGCCGGGCAAGUGAAGGUCGAGGUCGUUUCGGGUAUGCUCGAUCCUAGUGGGAUGGUGCUCGUGGCCGCCGGCGUGAUAUGCAUUUCUUCGGCAUCUUGGUGCCAAGAGAAUACGAGCUGUCUUGUCUUUUGCUUGAAGAAUUGUAAAGAGAUAGAGAAAGGAACUCACUCGAGGUUCAGAUGGGUUGAAUUUGGCGGCGAGAGUCGAAUUGGAGAGCCGCGGAACUUGACGCGUCUAGAUGUCAUUUUCUUCUCAGUCGGACGAGGUGAGGCGGCAAUGCGGUGCCGCAGUCUCUGCCUGCGGUAUCGAGACCGAAAGACGCUGCCAUCACAGGUGACGAGAGACAGGAGAUCAGAGCAAGACGCGGUGGAUGCGCUCAUCCGAUUGCCAUGCCAGUACGCAUAGCGUCAGCUUCCUGGGAAGCCGUCGGCUGGAAUGAGUGACAUCUUAGGAGGAUCAGCGAGGCCGUCCGUGACAGAUCGAUGG
Messenger RNA from Neohortaea acidophila, 680 nucleotides. RefSeq lists its product as uncharacterized. The record is from RefSeq and is a predicted model, not a curated record. The transcript has a single exon. Bases 150 to 599 code for a protein of 149 amino acids. NCBI's taxonomy places the organism in Eukaryota, Fungi, Ascomycota, Dothideomycetes, Mycosphaerellales, Teratosphaeriaceae.